Mirounga angustirostris (Northern elephant seal) is the source of this 2404-nucleotide messenger RNA. Its product is annotated as basic proline-rich protein-like. Bases 1 to 1935 code for a protein of 644 amino acids. The record is from RefSeq and is a predicted model, not a curated record. The transcript is spliced from 2 exons. Lineage: Eukaryota; Metazoa; Chordata; Mammalia; Carnivora; Phocidae.
AUGGCCGCCGCCAGUGCGCCGCCGGGGCGCCGCGGCUGCGGGGGCGGAAGGAGGCCGCCGGCGGCCCGCGCGCUUCAGCCCCGCCGGCCGCUCAGCGCGCCCCCCCGCUCCGCGGCGGCGCCGUCCGCCGGCCUCCGCGGUUCCCGCCGCGCCGGCGCCCCUCGGCCCCGCGCGCCCCUCCGCCCGCGCACCGCGCCCUUCCGCCGCCGCGCCCCGCGGCCCCUCUCGGCCCCGGCCGCCGCUCGCCUCGGCCCCCCGGCCGCCGCCGGCCGCGGCGCUCGGCUGCUGCCGCCCCGCCGCGCUGCGCGGCCCCGCGCGAUCCUCGGGCCGCCGCCGCCGCCACACCUCCCGGCCCGCCGCAGCCCGGCGCGCUCCGCGGCCCCACCUCCCGCCGUCCCCUCAGCCCCCAGCCCCGCCCCGGCCCGCCGCCACUUGGCGCGCUCGCAGCCGCCCCCUCCCCGCGGCCCCCGGCCCGGCCCGGCCCGGCCCCGCCGCACGUCAGCCCUCUCCUCCCACCGCGCCGCGCCGCGCCGCGCCGCCCCCUCCCCUCCCGGGGGACCCUCCCUCCGGGGGGCCGCCGCCUCCGCCGAGGGACCCUCCGCCGCCCCGCCCCUCCCCUCCCGGGGGACCCUCCCUCCGGGGGGCCGCCGCCUCCGCCGAGGGACCCUCCGCCGCCCCGCCCCUCCCCUCCCGGGGGACCCUCCCUCCGGGGGGCCGCCGCCUCCGCCGAGGGACCCUCCGCCGCCCCGCCCCUCCCCUCCCGGGGGACCCUCCCUCCGGGGGGCCGCCGCCUCCGCCGAGGGACCCUCCGCCGCCCCGCCCCUCCCCUCCCGGGGGACCCUCCCUCCGGGGGGCCGCCGCCUCCGCCGAGGGACCCUCCGCCGCCCCGCCCCUCCCCUCCCGGGGGACCCUCCCUCCGGGGGGCCGCCCCCUCCCCCGAGGGACCCUCCGCCGCCCCGCCCCUCCCCUCCCGGGGGACCCUCCCUCCGGGGGGCCGCCCCCUCCCCCGAGGGACCCUCCGCCGCCUCCGCCCCUCCCCCCGGGGGGGUCCCCGCCGCCCCGCCCCUCCCCUCCCGGGGGACCCUCCCUCCGGGGGGCCGCCCCCUCCGCCGAGGGACCCUCCGCCGCCCCGCCCCUCCCCUCCCGGGGGACCCUCCCUCCGGGGGGCCGCCCCCUCCCCCGAGGGACCCUCCGCCGCCUCCGCCCCUCCCCCCGGGGGUCCCCGCCGCCGCUACCCCCUCCUCCCCUCCCCCGAGAGACCCUCUGCCCCCCUCAGCCCAGGGGUCUCCGCCGCCUCUACCCCUUGCCCUCACACGCGGGACCCUCCGCCCCCUCCCCCCUCCCUUCACCCGAGAGACCUUCUGCCCCCUCAGCCCAGAGGUCCCCGCCGCCGCUACCCCUUCGCUCCCCCCCGCGAGACCCUCUGCCGCCUCCGCCCCUCCCCCCGGGGGUCCCCGCCGCCGCUACCCCCUCCCCUCCCCCGAGAGACCCUCUGCCCCCUCGGCCCAGGGGCCCCCUCCUCCCCUCCCCUCCCCUCCCCCGAGAGACCCUCCGCACCUCCCCCCAGGGGCCCCCGCCGCCCCUCCCCCUCCCCUCCCCCGAGAGACCCUCCGCGCCUCCCCCCAGGGGGUCCCCGCUGCCCCUACCCCCUCACCGAGGGACUCUCCUCCUCCUCCCCCCCUUCUCCCAAGGGUCCCUGUCCUCCCCCUCAAUCCCGAGGGACCCACCCCCUCCCCCCGGGGGUCCCCGCGUCCUGGCACCGGCCCCGUGGGCUGUAUCGCGGGGGGCUGUGGGGGCCCCUGCCCAUUUCGCGGUCGGCCCUCGGCCACCGCCCCUCGGCCGCCUUUGUUCUCUGCUGCGGCCUCACGCUCUCCGCAGCUCCUGAACCACCUGCCAGGGAGCCAGUCUAUGACAUCCUCCGCUGCUUUCAUCUGAAAAGUUUCUGCACAUCCAGCUCCCUGCCUGUCGAGAUGGCACAGCGUAAGAGUGGCUCGGAUUCAGCUCGCACGCGCGUGAUUGUGCGGCGCAGUGUGCCCCGUGCGGCAGCGGGCACCUGAGACCCUCGAAGGCCGCCAGGUGGUCCGGCACGCGGGGAGAGCUCCCUAACGCUGCUGACCUCCCGGGCCUCUUGUCUCAUCUGCGAAGUGGGGAGAAAUCCUGAAUCCUCAGGAUUACUGCAAAGGUCAUGGUCCAAAGGUCCCUCAAAUACUGAGACUGCAGCUGUUUCUGAAAACUCAACACAUCGGACCCUUGUCCUUCUCAAAACAGCACACGUGUGGCCCUGAGUGCGGAGCCCAGGCAGCACAACGGAAGGGAGAGGGAGACCGGGGAGCACGAGGGGGAGGAGAGCGAGCCCCGGGAGCACGAGGGGGAGGAGAGCGAGCCCCGGGAGCACGAGGGAGGG